Molecule: messenger RNA, 1281 nt
Organism: Klebsormidium nitens
Lineage: Eukaryota; Viridiplantae; Streptophyta; Klebsormidiophyceae; Klebsormidiales; Klebsormidiaceae
Source: the annotation of a GenBank genome assembly
GCGUCCUGACUUGCUGCACCGUCCUCUGUGGGUGGUGCCUGUGCGGCCGGGACCUGUUCUUUCUCUGUGGCUGGAGCCAUGAUUAGUUGCUCAGUCUUGGCCCUUGCUGAUGCACAAAUGGGACCAGGCCACCGCAAGCAUUCUCUCUAGUCUCAGCGUCACUUCUGACUAGCUUCGCUUUUUACCCGGGCCAUAGAAUACUUUGACACUGCCGGCCUAAUCUGCCAGGGUGGAACCGGGCUACGAGCAAUUUGAGCUGGUCAGGUGGUGGAGGGCAGCUCCACAGAUGGGCAUCAGCAACUGUGCGCAGCCUGCUUGAUCUGGGGUCACCAGCAUUGAACCGCAGGUUGAGCUGCCAAAACUGAGCUCCGGUACACUCAGCUCCAAGCCGUCGGCAUAAUAGGAGCAGCGCCAUCAAAAUAGCUGGCAGAGAGCACCACCAUUGAAGCUGCAUUACGAGCUGCGGGCAAUGGCUUCCAAUUUGCAUUUCCACUGGGAAAGCGGCUCAUCAGCAUCUGAAGAAUCCCAAGGCGAGGACAUUCAAGGUGUUGAGUACGCUGCUCGAUCUGUUGAUGGGUCCAAGUCCGGACGUUCUCUAGAGAGUUUCUUGAAUGAUGAAGACUCCGCAAGCAUCCAAGGCCCGAACUUCUACCGGGCACUCACGAAUGAAAACAGUCUCAGCCCAGCUCAACUACCGAAAGAUCUUGAGAAGAGCAAGAAGAGCCGGGCUCCGGGGUUCUCGCCUACCUCUCCGUUCCCUUGGACCUCCGGCAGCGCUUUCAAGAAGGGAUUCAGCACACCACCACCAUGCAUACGCAAGGUGGCUCCGUCUUGCCGCCCCUUAGUUGAGCAGCAGCACGGCAGUGUGGGCAAGAGGUUGUCAGGCGAAGCUUCACUCGAAGAGGACCUCGGCCCCAUGAUAUUGACAGGGCAAGCGCUUGACAGGAAGCGUCGCCGCAUCAUCUUCUCGCAAGAUUCUGAGGAAAGGCAUCUGCUGCUGUCCCCACGACUGCACUUCCAGAGGAAGUGGGCCCUCGAGUCGGAUUCGCAGCGCGUGCUCUUGGAUGCAACCAGGAGCAGACAGUUGUCGACGAGCAAGCCCAGGUAUAUCGAUUGCUCGACUGUGCAUAGUACUUAGCAGGUCUUUAGUAGGGGCCUGAAAUUUUAGGGUAAUGCCUUCGGUUGUUCAAGCGUCCGAUGCUUGUUCCUGAAAAAUGAUAGACACACUAAUGGACCUGAGGCAAUCAAACCUUUUCCAUCAACUUUCAGCUUCUAAGUAGC